AUGGCCGACGCCCUGUGUGGGCCUUCAAACGCCCUCCAAACUUUUCAGAAACAGACCUCCGUAGAUCGGACCUUGCAGCAAGACCGAAUAACAGCACGUCAAGCACCGGCCGAGAACUUUCGAUCCGCGCCCGGUAUACUCGAUGCAGAGUUCGAAGCCUUUCAGGCAGGAUACCCACUUCAAGCCGGAUAUCCCGAGCCUGAUUCAUUCUACAAUGGCCCCCCAGCCAGCUCCUUCCAACAGAAACUUGGCCAGCCACAGCUCCCGAACUGGGCUUCGGAUUUCCAGAAUAUGCAAUUGAAUGAGGCCCGAGUAUCGCCAAUUCCGCAAUCCCAAUUCCGUCAGCAUGCCCCUCUGCAACGCACAGGUGGGUGGCACCAGGACUUCUUACAUCAACAGAACCAGCCUUCUCCGUAUCAAUCUCAGCAACAGCAGAUACCUGCUGGUCAGAAUUACAGCGGAUGGUCAUACGGAUACACUGGUGGCCUGUUGCCACAGCAUCAUGAUACCCUGUCUACGAUGGCGCGGCAGAAGCAGCCCGAAAGGCAAGCUGAAGAUGUCUACGACGAAGCAGCGUUCGAGAGGGCUUUCGAUGCAGCCAGAGAAGAGAUACAGCAAUCAGGAGAUAGCGCUCAUCGAAAGGAGACCCAAAUAGACGCGGGACUGCAUGAUACCAAGGACCAAGAGAGUCAAGGAUGGCUUGAUCACAGCCGGAUUGGCUUUGACAGAAUUCUUGAUGAAGCUCAAAAGAGGGGCGAGGAGGGCAAAGAUGCGGACGAUGCGGAAGAGCUUGCAAGAACAGCCGGUCAGCUCCUUGAAAAUGUGAAGGGCGACCAGAGUCAAAAAUUCCAGGAGAGUAACUUUCUUUUCCUCAUGCGGCAAUUGAGAGAUAGGGAGGUUCGAGUCGAGGGCGAUAAGCUUGUCGAUGUAUCGCAACCCCUGCACCCUGGCGGUAGCGGUUACCCUGUUUAUCAUGCCCACCCAGACUACUGGCCUGAAGACGUAGAAUCGCUUGUGGCCGCGGGUGGGGCUCGUGAUAGGGAACCAGAUCCUCCUAGCGCUGAGGAGACUGAUCUAUUGACCCAUCAUCCAGCGCGCAACUACGGAGACCUACUGGGAGCAAAUUCCAUCCGGCGGGAUGAAUUAGUACCAAGAGCUCGAGGUCUCUUGGCGGACGCUGGACAGAGUCCUGAUUACUUGAGCGAACGUACACUCGAGUCUUCCGAGGCGACGGACACUCCUACUUACUCAUCAAUCGACACCACUAGUGAAGCACUACAAAACUAUCAAAUGCAGUUAAUGCUGCUCGAGCAGACCAAAAAAAAGCGCUUACUCAUGGCCCGGCACGAGCAAGAUACCAUAGGUCUGGGCCAUAGGUCUGGACAAUCCAGUGACCAGCAAGCACCAACAGGAAAAGGGCAAGAGCAGUAG
Molecule: messenger RNA, 1431 nt
Organism: Letharia lupina
Lineage: Eukaryota; Fungi; Ascomycota; Lecanoromycetes; Lecanorales; Parmeliaceae
Exons: 4
Coding region: 1-1431 (476 amino acids)
Source: RefSeq, a predicted model, not a curated record